CCAAAGCCUCUUUCCUCUGUUAUAGUUUCCUCUCUGUUAAGUUUUGGUCUCUCUUAUAUCUCUCUGUUUCUCUGCUUCUCCGAAAUUCUGUUUCUCUGUUUCUCUGCUUCCUUUUCAUAUAUCUGUUUCUCUGUUUCUCAUGCUAACAUCUUGCUCUCUUUGAUCUCCUACCUUAUUUUCUCAUCAAACGCGUUUUCUUUUUCAGUUUGAUGCUUUAAUAUAGUGUUAUUGAUGUUAGAGACUCAUGUCUCCAGUAAUCAGUGAAAUCCUCCUUUCUGGGUUUAUGAUCAAUUCCACCCUCAGGCGCAGGACCCAUUUAGUUCAAUCUUUCUCAGUUGUUUUCCUCUACUGGUUCUACGUUUUCUCAUGAACUGCGUCUCCUCUAGAUCCAAAACUAUUUAGUCAUUAUAAUAAUAUUGCUAUUUUAGUUUGUUUUCGACAUAGUUUUACAUUCGGGUCCUGUGCAAUAUUAUAUUAUCUCUGUUUUAAUCUUUGGUUUCCUAGUUUCUUUCCAAGCUAAUAACAUUUCUUCCUAAUUAUUGUUGUCGUUGUUGGUAAUUAAAUUUGCUAGCUUUUUGUGAAGCAUAUAUUAUUAUAGAUCACAUAUACAUAUAUAUAUAUAUAUAUGGCUUCUCCUAGAAGGGCAUCUUCAGGGUCGUCAAGCACGCUUCAGAACUCAUCAGGUUCGGAAGAAGAUCUACACCAACUGAUGGAUCAAAGAAAAAGGAAAAGAAUGCUUUCAAAUCGGGAAUCGGCCCGGCGUUCUCGGAUGCGAAAACAGAAGCAACUUGACGAUCUGUCAGCGGAGGUGGGUCAGCUGAGGAAGGACAACAACCAAAUCUUGAUGAGCAUGAACAUCACCACCCAGCUCUAUAUCAACCUUGAGGCAGAGAACUCUGUGCUCAAAGCUCAGAUGGCUGAGCUCAACAACAGAUUACAGUCACUGAAUGAUAUCAUUGAUUAUAUAAAUUCAAGCAACUGGCUUGUGGAGACCGAUCAUCAGGAUAUGAUCGUUUCUGAUGGGUUUGUGAAUCCCUGGAAUUCAAUUCAUGUGAAUCAACCAAUCAUGGCUGCUGCUGAUCACACUUUUAUGUAUUGAUCUUGUUUCGGAAUUAUUGGUUGUUAAUUAUGAAUUACAAUAUGAGGGAUUGUUGAAACACGUAACAAAAGCAAAGAAAAAAAAAAGUCAAUUAUUUGCAAUGUUUUCUGGGACUUUAGAUGAAUGAAAUACCCAAAAACAAAAAAAACCAAUAUUAUGGGGUUCAAUCAUUGAAAAAUUAAACUAUGCUGAUGUAAGAGGGCCUGUCUCUGGUUUGUUCUAAGUCAUAAAAUAAAUUUCUUUUAUUUUGAAAA
Molecule: messenger RNA, 1353 nt
Organism: Ziziphus jujuba (common jujube)
Lineage: Eukaryota; Viridiplantae; Streptophyta; Magnoliopsida; Rosales; Rhamnaceae
Product: bZIP transcription factor 11
Exons: 1
Coding region: 626-1099 (157 amino acids)
Biological process (GO): positive regulation of DNA-templated transcription
Cellular component (GO): nucleus
Molecular function (GO): transcription cis-regulatory region binding; DNA-binding transcription factor activity
Source: RefSeq, a predicted model, not a curated record